UAUUGGCAACUCCCCGCCCUAGCACAUGUACUUGUUGAAUAGUGUGAGUGCAGGCGAGUUGAAUAGGAGUAUUCAAAUUAAUUACGUGAAUCGCACUUAUCGUGGAAAAGCUGCCUCGAAAGCUCGACGCGGGCAGCUUAAACCUGUUAUCAACUCGCUUGCUGAGGAGCGUGAUUACUUGUUUUCGUCCAGUGCCGCUCCAUCGCUCAUUUUCGUUCCAGCAGUGUCGCAUUCAAGUUCUCCGAUCCGCUGUGCUUCACAUUGCAUAUAUAUAUUUGCCCUCAGAACAAACUAUAUACAUAUAUUUCGCGAUUUGGUUGUGUAAACAACUCGCACCGCGUCCCGCGAAUCCAGAAUUCCCCGAACAAAGUAACGAUCGUGUAUAUUAUCUGCCAAAACGAAGGAAAAAAAUCACACGGAGUGGCGCUGUUGAAAAACCCGUGAGUCACCGCGACGUGGCCUAAGAUAAUUUCCCCGUCGAACAGAGACUUCGGGGAAGUACCAAAAAAAACGAUUGGUCAGCAGCGAGGCAGCACGGGUCGUUGAAGAUCAUUAGCGCUUCGCUCUCCGAAUGCUGCGGUCGAGUUUCUACGACGCAAUAGAAAUUCGGUAAAGAAAUUCAAAUAAAGAUGAAUCAAUACUAUGACUUGGACAAGGGGAAGAACGUGCUGUUUAUGAACGAUGCCUCCAGCACCAGUGGAUACAGCAGCGGCAACUCACCGACUUCAACCACCCAAUCCUUGUCGCCCGCCCACUCGCCUGCGACCAUGGCCUUGCAAACGGAUUUCGCCAAUCUCAACUUGCCAGCCGGGAACUCACCACAUCAACCGAUGCAAAGUUCACCAUAUCAGCUGUUAAAUGGCGGUCUGACUCUGGACGCGACUAAUUUGUUAAAUUCCUCUGGUGUUGCUAACGCCAUGAGUUUCGGCAACAUGUACAACAUGGACCAUCAGUACCACAUGUCAACGGCAGCGGCGUCGCAAGUUCAACAAAACUUUGGAUACCAGCCGGCGCAUGGGAUGCUGCCACCUGGCGAUUCAAAACACGUGCCACUACUGAGAAUCGUGGAACAGCCAGUGGAAAAGUUCCGCUUUCGUUACAAGAGUGAAAUGCACGGCACCCAUGGCUCGUUAAACGGCGCCAACUCGAAGAGGACCCCGAAAACAUUUCCGGAAGUCACUUUGUACAACUACGAUGGUCCCGCCGUAAUCCGAUGCAGCUUGUUCCAAACGAACCUGGACAGUCCCCAUUCGCAUCAGUUGGUGGUACGCAAGGACGAUCGGGAUGUGUGCGAUCCACACGACCUUCACGUGUCCAAGGAGCGCGGCUAUGUGGCUCAGUUCAUCAAUAUGGGAAUCAUUCACACGGCCAAGAAAUACAUCUUCGAUGAGUUGUACAAAAAGAAGAAGGAUCGAUUGGUCUUCCAAAUGAACCGACGGGAGUUGUCAACCAAGCAAGUGCAGGAGCUUCAUCAGGAGACCGAGAGGGAGGCCAAGGACAUGAAUCUUAAUCAGGUUCGCCUUUGUUUCGAGGCCUUUAAGAUUGAGGAGAACGGCGCUUGGGUGCAACUUGCUAAUCCGGUGUACAGCAACCCAAUCAACAACCGCAAGUCGGCACAAACCGGAGAGCUGCGCAUCGUUCGGCUGAGCAAACCAACUGGCGGCGUCAUGGGCAACGACGAACUCAUCCUGCUGGUCGAGAAGGUUAGCAAAAAGAACAUAAAGGUGCGCUUCUUCGAGGAGGACGAAGACGGAGAAACGGUGUGGGAAGCGUACGCAAAGUUUCGGGAAUCGGAUGUCCAUCACCAAUAUGCGAUUGUUUGCCAGACGCCUGCGUACAAAGACAAGGAUGUGGACCGAGAGGUUGGAGUGUCCAUUGAGCUGAUACGGCCCUCCGACGACGAACGAUCCUACCCGCCCCUGCCCUUCCGCUACAAGCCCCGAGAUGCGAUCGUUUCGAGGAAGCGGCGUCGCACUUGCUCCUCAGCCACCAGUAGUUCCGGAAAUUCCAGCUCCAACAAUUCACUAGAUUUUCCAAAAACCAUUGGUAUGGCACAGCCACAAGCCCAGCCGAAUGCGAAGGCCAACUAUUCGCAACACGAUAAAACAAUCAGCCAGGAGUUUGGACGGGAUCAUCUGGACGAAUUGUUGAACUCGCCGUGCUACAGCAAACUCAUCUAUCAGCAUUCAGCAGAGCUGGAGAAAAUGUGCCAGUUGGGCGAACUGGUAGAGCUGCAGCAUGCGGGCGAGCUUCAAGCCGACGGACAUGGGCGCUCAAUGGCAGACGUGCCUCCGGCAAGAAACUUGACCACCUACUACCUGAAUGAAAUCUUCAAGAUCUUCGACCAGGAUCGACACGCAAAAUCAGAAUCUUCACGUCGGCGUGUGGAGGAGUUGUUCACAGAUCACGCGCUCAAGAACGAGAACAAUGACACGUUGCUCCACGAGGUGAUUAGCUACAAGAAGGACAACUUGAAGCUGGCCAUUAAGACAAUACAGGUGAUGAACCAUUUCAAGCUGAAUGUGCUGGCCGACAACGCGUUGAAUGCGGAUGGAGACAGUCCUUUGCAUGCGGCCUGCCAACAGGAUCGGGCCCAUUACAUUCGCCCACUUCUUGGACUGGGCUGCAGUCCCAAUCAGCAGAACCACGCAGGGAAUACGCCACUGCACUUGGCCGUCAAAGAAGAGCACCUGAACUGCGUGGACAGCUUCCUGAACGGAGCUCCCAUCAGAGCGGGAGAAAUAGAACUGGACUUGACGCUAAAGAACGACGAUGGACUAACGCCCUUGCACAUGGCCAUCCGGCAAAACAAAUACGAUGUGGCCAAGAAGCUGAUCAGCCACGACAGGAGUUCCAUUAGCGUGGCGAACACAAAGGACGGCAACAACGCCCUGCACAUGGCAGUCUUGGAGCAGAGUAUAGAGCUACUGGUGCUCAUUUUGGAUGCCCAGAACCAGUCCCUCGCCAACAUCCUGCAGGCGAGAAAUGCCGCUGGCUAUACACCCCUACAGUUGGCCAGGUGCAAGGCCAACGAGCGAGUGGUGCAGCUCCUUGAGAAGGUGUAUCCGGAAAAGAGCGAUGUGGCUAUGACCUGGAUUCCACGAAAAGUGAAAGAGGAGAUUGACUCUUCCUCCGACGAGAGCAGCGAUGCUGGGCAGCUAGAGAUUAAGGCGGAGGAGAUGUACAUAAAAACGGAGGAUGAGGACUCCGUAGAAAUGGACCUGAGCAGUCAAGGAAGUCGGGAAACGGAAUCGAGUCCAGAUGCUGAAAGCGGGACAACCCAAAUGGACAAACUUCAAAACCUGCUGAAGAACCAAUCUGUGUAUGAGCAGCUGAGUGCUAUGCUCGCUGAGCCUGUGGGUCAUGGUGCCGAUGGUCAUGUACCCAAAUGGAAACUGAUCGCCCGCCAAUCCCAUUUAGAGAAGUUUGCCUUUCUGUGGGCCAAUGCUGAUGCGUUGUUGGAUUACAUUCUGGACAAUCCUGCUACAGUAGACUCUGGAGCAUUUGUCAGUGCCCUGCAGUUGAUAGAUUCCAGGGCCUAUGCCCUGCUGGAGAGGGAAUUACGUUAAACACUAGUGUCUAGUCUCCUAUACAGGGGAGGUUAUACCUCUACAGAUAAAGUAGUAGCGGUUGAUUUUGUAUUGAACAUUUUUAUCAAUAAAAUACUUUAGUUUUAAAACAAUUAACACUUUAA
Drosophila bipectinata is the source of this 3694-nucleotide messenger RNA. It is a transcript of the gene Rel, whose product is annotated as nuclear factor NF-kappa-B family member relish. Lineage: Eukaryota; Metazoa; Arthropoda; Insecta; Diptera; Drosophilidae. The record is from RefSeq and is a predicted model, not a curated record. Gene Ontology annotation, cellular component: cytoplasm. Gene Ontology annotation, molecular function: RNA polymerase II cis-regulatory region sequence-specific DNA binding; protein binding; DNA-binding transcription factor activity, RNA polymerase II-specific. Gene Ontology annotation, biological process: regulation of DNA-templated transcription.